This is a messenger RNA of Falco peregrinus (peregrine falcon), 1333 nucleotides long. It is a transcript of the gene FGFBP1, whose product is annotated as fibroblast growth factor binding protein 1. Bases 241 to 954 code for a protein of 237 amino acids. Gene Ontology annotation, molecular function: growth factor binding. NCBI's taxonomy places the organism in Eukaryota, Metazoa, Chordata, Aves, Falconiformes, Falconidae. The transcript has a single exon. The record is from RefSeq and is a predicted model, not a curated record. Gene Ontology annotation, biological process: cell-cell signaling.
ACUUGAUAGCCAUCUACCGUUCCCAAGGAUAAUACAUAAUGAUUCUAGAAACCAGGUAUUAUUCACACAAAGGACAAAGGAUUUGGCUGGCAACAUCAUUUUAAAAGGUAUCAAAGAGCAGUGCAGUACCAUGUCUGAAAUACUGCAACUGUCAAAUGGAUUCCAGCAUUAAACGAAAAUAUUUUUACAUUUUUGCUUGUUUGUUUGUUUUGAAGGCAGAUAACAAGCAAAACAGAGACCAUGAAGAUCAAAAGCUUUGGACUUCUUUGUGUGUUGAUUCUGGUUGCCCAGAUGCUACUAGCCAACUGUGAAAGACAGAAGGAAAGAAAAAAGGGAAGACAAGGCAUAGAAGACAGUGGGAAAAAACAAACUGAAUCUAACGAAGGCAGUGAAAAAGGGCGGAAGUCAAAAGGAGGAAAAUCAUCUCCUAAAGGCAAGUUUAAAACCAAAGAAAAUGCUGAGUGCACCUGGGCAGUGACUGACACGAAUGCUGCUGCUGUGUACAUAGAGUGCAAGCAUGGGGACAGCAAGUUCUGGUGUGAAUUCUCUGGAGACCCUUCCACCUGUGCACAGUACGCAGCAAACCAGAAAUCCUACUGGAAACAAGUCUCCCGAUCCCUCGGGAAGCAGAAGCAGAUCUGUCAAGACCCCAAAAGUGUCCUAAAAUCUAAAGUAUGUAGGAAAGGCCCACGAAGUGCUCAUCUCAAGCUGACCCACUCAAGCCUGCUAACAUCAGUGGGUCCUGCAGAAGGGACAAUUCAUCAUGCAAAAGAAGUUGUUCAGACUCCAGCAGCUGCCUCAGUGACUGAAAAAAAGCUAGAACACAGUCGUCAAGACUGUGUUGAAGAUAUAGAUUAUAUUGAUCAGAAAAAGGUGGCUGAGGAAUACUGUCCAGAAAGCUUGCUUUCUUUCUGCAACUUUUUUAUCACAAUGGUCCAAGACAAAAAAUGCUGAGGAAGUGUUUCUAAAGCUCUGUAUCAUCGAAGUCCGGUCUCAUCCAAGUUAAAGCACGCUAUUCCAGAUUUUAUUCUUAUGUUAUAUAGUGUAUAUAAGAAAAAAAAGGAAUAUAUUUUUCUGGUUUUGUAUAUACACAGCAGACUACACUCGACAUAGUUGAAGAUGUUAUUGAUUUUAUUUGCACAUACACUGCUACACAGAUGUUACCAAUGGAUGUUACAUACUCUACAGAGAAGUGUAUAAGUAGUCUCCUCGCCCCUUUUUGAGCUGUGCUAGCCAAAAUGAAUUUAGCACUAUGCACUUCUUGGUUAUGUACAAUAAUUUUGACCUAAAGAUUAUUAAGAAAAAUAAACUUCAAAAUAUAUUCAAAAUAUUA